Molecule: messenger RNA, 2168 nt
Organism: Sander lucioperca (pikeperch)
Lineage: Eukaryota; Metazoa; Chordata; Actinopteri; Perciformes; Percidae
Product: zinc finger and SCAN domain-containing protein 2-like
Exons: 2
Coding region: 112-1539 (475 amino acids)
Biological process (GO): regulation of transcription by RNA polymerase II
Cellular component (GO): nucleus
Molecular function (GO): RNA polymerase II cis-regulatory region sequence-specific DNA binding; DNA-binding transcription factor activity, RNA polymerase II-specific
Source: RefSeq, a predicted model, not a curated record
CUUCCACUACCGGUAACAGUGUAACACAUCUAGCGGAAGUAAACAACACGAGCGCUGGUAGCGUUAGUUAGUCGUUGCGCAAAUCAUUUUUUAAUUUGUAAAUUAGCAACAAUGUCUUCAGUUCAGUAUUUGAGAGAGUUUGUCAACGAGCGACUAACUGCUGCUGCUGAAGAAAUAUUCGGAGUUUUUGAGAAAACUAUCGUCGAGUACGAGGAAGAGAUCGACCGUCAGCGCAGACUGUUGGAUGUCGUUUGGAAACCUGAAAUAAAGUUACUCCGGAUAGAGCUCCCACAGCAACAUGUCUCUAAGGAGGAGGAGGAGGAGGAGGUUCCCGCUGAGCAGCAGCUCUCUAUUCAGGAGAUGAACUCCAGUCUGGACCGAGAGGAGCCAGAGCCUCCACAGAUUAAAGAGGAACAGGAGGAACUCUGCACCAGUCAGGAGGAAGAGCAGCUUGAACUGAAGCAGGAGACUGAUGCCUUUAUGUUGACUCCUACUUAUGAGGAAAGUGAGCACAGUGAACCAGAACCAAACACUGACCACCAGAUCCUCUCUCACACCUCUCAUGAAGCUGAGAGCCAAGAUCAGAAAGUAGGCAACCAUGGAGACUCUAGAAAUCCAGAGCCAGAACAACAGAAAAGCAACUUGUUAGAAAUUUACUGUAAUACUCACACAGGCAAAAAGUAUUUCAAAUGUGAAACAUGUGGAAAAGAUUUUAAAUAUAGGUCACUAUUGCAGAGACACCUGAGAGUCCACACAGGUGAGAAGCCAUAUUCUUGCAAAACGUGUGGGAAAGAUUUCAAACUUAGCAGUGCCUUGACAGUCCACAUGAGAAUGCACACAGGUGAAAAGCCAUACUUUUGCAAGACCUGCGGGAUACGAUUCUCUGCCAUGCCCGCAUUGAGAAGGCACAUGACAAUCCACACAGGUGAGAAGCGAUAUACGUGUGAAACAUGUGGAAAAGAUUUUCGACUUAGCAGUGUCUUGAAAGUCCACAUGAGAACCCACACAGGUGAGAAGCCGCACCUUUGCAAGACCUGCGAGAAAGGAUUCUGUGACCUUUCAACAUUGAUAAAGCAUAGGAGAAUCCACACAGGUGAGAAGCCGUAUACCUGUAAUACAUGUGGGAAAGAUUUCAGACGUAACAAUGAAUUGGUGGUCCACAUCAGAACCCACACAGGGGAGAAGCCGUACCUUUGCAAGACCUGCGGGAAAAGAUUCUGUGACAUUAAAGCAUUGAAAAGGCAUAUGGGAAUCCACACAGGUGAGAAGCCUUAUACCUGCAAAACAUGUGGCAAAGAUUUCAGACGUAACGAUGAAUUGAUAGUCCACGUGAGAAUCCACACAGGUGAGAAGCCGUAUGUUUGUAAAACAUGUGGUAGAGCUUUUAGACAGAGAGGUGAUUUGACAGUCCACAUGAGAACCCACACAGGUGAGACGCCUUAUACUUGUAAAACAUGUGGAAAAGGUUACAGAUGCAAAAGUGGCUUGUUGGUCCACAUGAGAAGAGCCCACACUGGUGAGAAGCCGUAUCUUUGCUAAAGCUUUGAGGAAAAAUCUAUGGAAUGUUAUUUGGAAAGGCAUGUAGGAGAGCAUACAGACAAGUAGUGUUCUGUUUGAACCCACACAAGUGAGGAGCCCCAUGAAUGCAGCACUAGUGUAAAAUGUUUUUUGUCAAAUCAUGCUCUUGAAAUUCAAGCUAAUACUUCUGUGGAGAUGUGUUCAAGAAAUGAAUGUAAUACACUUUUGCAGUAGCUACAUUUUUAUAAUUUAAUGUGAAGCACAUUAUUAAAGAUAUGUCAAUAUCUUAGUGUAAAGUUUCCCUUUAUAUGAUUAUAUUACUUAUAUUUCUGUUAGCAACAGUAUUUCUUUGAAACAAUCAUAAUCUUCCAAAUCAUGGAAAAAUGUUUCACAGUGAGUGCACAGUAGUGACUGAUAGAGUAAUGGUGUGAUUAUGUUGGUUGUUGCUUUUGCCAAAUAUCUAUUAACCAAGUACUGUAUGUCACAAUCACUUUUAGUAAGGACUUAAAAUCCAUACUUCAAGUAGUAUUGAUAGUUCUUUAUGAAGCCUCCUACACAUCUUUGAAAGAAGUCCAUUUUUACAUUUCAGAGUGACUAACAUUGUUUUAAAUUAUAUAAGAAAUGCUAUUACAUUUGAACGUGCCUUUUUG